Molecule: messenger RNA, 1741 nt
Organism: Vigna umbellata (rice bean)
Lineage: Eukaryota; Viridiplantae; Streptophyta; Magnoliopsida; Fabales; Fabaceae
Source: RefSeq, a predicted model, not a curated record
UAGUCCCAUAAUCAGACAUUAACCCAUAAAAUGUUCAACAACAUGUUGUACCACGAAAACUCUCUCGCCAAGAACACAAUACCACUUACCAUCUCAUUAUUCUGCCUGUUGUUAUUUCUCUUUAUUCUUUCGUCCAUUUCUAGAAAGCUCAAAAACCAGAUAGCUGCAACAAGAAAAGCACCGCCAGAAGUAAGUGGCGCAUGGCCUUUGAUUGGUCACCUCCACCUCUUACGGGGGUCCAAACCGCCACAAGAUACGUUGGGCAGCAUGGCGGACAAAUACGGUCCCAUCUUCUCCUUGCGUCUGGGAGCUCACAAAACGCUGGUUGUGAGCGAUUGGGAAAUGGCCAAACAGUGCUUUACCGUCAACGACAGAGUGUUCGCUAACCGUCCAAAGUCUAUGAGUUUUGAAGUGUUGGGCUACAACUCCUCCUUGAUUGGGUUCAUCCCUUACGGUUCUUACUGGCGUCAGAUGCGUAAAAUCUCCAUGCUGGAGCUCCUCUGUUCUCGCCGCAUAGACACGCUGAAGCCCGUGAUGGAAGCCGAAGUGAAAGCAGCGAUGAGAGAGAGUUAUAAUUUGUGGUUGAAGAAGAAAAACGGCUUUUCCGAAAUGAAUAGGUGGUUUGGGAACAUAGCCUUGGACAUUAUGUUCCAAACUGUGGUAGGAAAACGUUUUUUUAGUGACGGCGACGUGAACGAAGAGAACGAAGGGCUCCGAAAAGCAUUCAGGGAGUUGUUUGAUCUGAGCAGUUCACUCGCUGUGUCUGAUUGUCUGCCCUAUUUGAGAUGGUUGGAUUUGGAUGGUAAAGAGAAAAAAAUGAAGAGAACGGCGAAAGAGAUAGAUGGGUUUAUCCAGAUUUGGCUUGAAGAACACAAACGCAACCGAGAUUGUGGUUCAGGUGAACGGAAACAGAGCCAGGACCUGAUGGACGUGCUUCUUGGACUUGUUGAAGAGGGUGAAGAGUUUGAUGGUAAUGACUCUGACACCACAAUCAAAGCUAUGUGCCUGUCUUUAAUUAUGGCUGGUUCAGAUACCACAACAAGAACAUUGGCAUGGGCUCUGUCUUUACUUCUCAAUAAUCGUGAAAUUCUACAAGAAGCCAUUAAAGAAUUAGAUACAGAAAUUGGAAGUAGAAGGAUGGUAGAGGUAUCAGAUUUGAAGAAACUGAAGUAUCUUGAAUCUAUUAUCAAGGAAACACUACGUUUAUAUCCACCUGCACCGCUUAAUUUGCCACACGAGUCCAUGGAAAAUUGCACAGUGGGUGGGUAUGAUGUAGCAUCCGGCACACGUCUUUUGACUAAUCUUUCAAAACUUCAGAGAGAUCCAUCUUUAUAUCCAAAUCCCCUUGAAUUUUGUCCAGAAAGAUUCUUAACAACACACAAGGAAGUGGACGUGAAGGGUCAACAUUUUGAGUUGAUUCCAUUCGGUGCAGGUAGAAGAAUGUGUCCUGGGAUAUCUUUCGGUCUCCAAGCGAUGCAACUCACACUUGCUACCUUAUUGCAUGGGUUUGAUGUUGAAACUAAUGAUGGAGGACCUGUUGAUAUGGUUGGAGACUCUCCCCUCCAAGUCAUUCUUUCUCCGCGUCUAAGUUCUCAUAUUUAUGAUCAAAUAUAAACGCUAAAUGAUGUUGGAGAUUGGUAGAAUAUAAGCAUAUUAUGAUAGUAAAAGUGUGAAAGGGGUUGAUUUUAAUCGUGCAAAGCGUGUAUAAUCAAAACUUUAAUAUAAUUGGUUUUUGAGUUUU